Molecule: messenger RNA, 1985 nt
Organism: Pseudogymnoascus verrucosus
Lineage: Eukaryota; Fungi; Ascomycota; Leotiomycetes; Thelebolales; Thelebolaceae
Exons: 2
Coding region: 549-1922 (457 amino acids)
Molecular function (GO): protein binding
Source: RefSeq, a predicted model, not a curated record
CAUGUCAUAGAACAGUAAUUUGCAAACCAUGUACAUGAAUAAUUGCAUAUAUUAUUUCCAUAUUAUUUUCCAUUUUCGUUUUAUAUUCUCCUUUUGGCCGACGGAUACAAUGGCCAACCUACACACUUAUCUAUAUGCGGGGUCUGUAUUUAGUGCCAAGACAUCAAAAAACCUCGGGAACAGUGGACAAAAAGAGAGGUGUGAAGAACAACUAAAAAGGACUGAGUACUAUGUAAAUGAAUAAAGAGUUGACUAUCAAUACUCACCCUUUAGGCGGAAAAAGGCCCCGAUUCCACGCUAUGCCUAUGAUACGCAAGCUUGUGUAUGGCACUGCGGAUGGGAUGCUUAAUUUUCUGUGAGCUAUGGUCGCUCUAACGCCAAGACCCCCCACCAAAACUGCCCCUUGUUGUCAGCCUUCCACUUCCCUAUUCCCGUUCUAGGACCAAUGCUGCUUUUACUGCACUGAGUAGCUCCUGAGGAUCUGGGAAGAAGAUUUCUAGCAAACCUCCACCAGCACAUUUGUUGUAAGGGGUUAUUAAUUACUUACCAUGUCUCGAUUUAUUCUUCGCGCAUCGGCACAGAUUCCACACCAGGUGCCAACAUGCCUUGGUUACCUUCCCAGUGCUCUUGAUCAUUUCAUCGUUGGAACUCGAACAUCAACUGCGAAUACAGAUCUGCCUUACUCGCAGGGUGAUUCUAGUCCCGGAUCAUUGCGCCUGUUCCAGAUUUCGACAGACAAUAUUGAUAUCGCCCAAACCAUUGAUAUUCCAGUUGCGGUCACGGCACUUCAUGUAUCCCCUAGCAAGCCUACUGCUGUAGCUGUUGGGUCAUCAGACGGCUCGAUUCGGACGUUUACAGCUGGUGGCUCUCCACCCCGUCUUACGCCGUCAAAAACAUUCACACCAUUCUCGGAGAAAGCUGCUAUCACAUCAAUCCGCUUUCAUCCCCUCCAUCCCGGCGUUUUGGCAUGCACGCUCUAUUCAGGCUCUGUAUAUGUCGUCCGUAUCCCAGGGCAUGGUCUUCAAGGUGAUGAGCCGAAGAUAUUAUGGACACUAGCAUCUCAUUCGCCAUCGCCAGCCUGGAAUUUAUCCUGGACUCCAGAGCCUGGUUCCGCACCUUCAGAGCCUGCGGAAGUAAGCUCCGGCAUUUACAGUGUGGGAGAUGAUGGAAAUCUUCUUACGUCUUACUGGACGCUCCUUGAAGAUGUAACAGACCCUAAUGAGAUGACUACCGAAGACCCAAUACGCUUCCAUUCUGAGGGGGGAGUCACUGGGGUGGCAGUCAUCCCUUCAAACUCAACACCGAGCCGCGAUGUGGUGAUCACAGCUGGAAGGGAUGGGAAGCUCAAAAUCUCAAAUCUGCUAAGUUUUGACUUGGACGAGGACCGCAAAACAUGUGUCGAAACUUCAAUUGGGACAGGGGCAUCAUAUCAAUUAAUAGGACCAAAACUUGUAAGGGAACAUUAUAUUCCAUCGGAAAGGGAUUCCCUCGAGACUUUCGACCCUGCGAGUUUGAUACCUGAAGGUCACGAAUCAGACGAUGAAGAUUAUAUUUCUGGUACAGAAGACGAGCAAGACUACGAUCCAAGCACAGACCCUAACUACGUGGAUCCCGAUGGUGGACCUGGAGUUCCGAUGGACAUACCAGAGACAGAGCCACUACAAAACGAGUACUUCGUUCUCGCUGGCGAAGCUAGUUCGGGACUUAGCAUGUUGAAGCUAGAAAGAGCAUUUGCGGAUGACCGGGGCUCUGAAACUUGGACUCUUGAUGGCGUUGCAACCUUUAACGGGCAUCAGGGGGGAAAACUUAGUGCUAUGGAUGUCUAUACAGUUAAUGGGAAGAUUAAUGGUGCCAGUGCGAGUGCUGCGAUGUUAGAUGAUGAGCCGAGUAUGGCCGUUUGCGCCUGGCAGUUUGAGCCUUGAAAUAUUUAGGGUAUGGAAACCUUAUUUGAUUAUAUACACAUGCAUGUUCCUUCGUCGGAGGGA